Molecule: messenger RNA, 432 nt
Organism: Cyphomyrmex costatus
Lineage: Eukaryota; Metazoa; Arthropoda; Insecta; Hymenoptera; Formicidae
Exons: 2
Coding region: 1-432 (143 amino acids)
Source: RefSeq, a predicted model, not a curated record
AUGUCUACUGUACAUCAACUAACAGGUAUAGGUUUUCAAAUUAAUCAAGAAUGGCUAGGGACAGUUUUAUUAGCUGGUCUUCCGGAGCAUUUUCAGCCAAUGAUCAUGGCAUUAGAAAGUUCAGGGAUGAUGAUUACCGGAGACUCAGUUAAGGUUAAGCUGUUGCAAGAAUCAAAUUGUUGCAACGGACACAUGGCGAACGAGUGCAGUGACAAGAAGAAAGAUGAUAAGGAAAACAAGGAAGAUUAUACUGAAGGUAGUAGUACUAAAACAGCAUUUCUUACUGGAGCUUUUCUUAGCAAAUAUCAAGAAAGCAAGGACACGGAUUGGAUUCUGGAUUCCGGAGCCUCUGUACACAUGACGCCGAAUAGAGAAUUUUUUGAUUCUUUUACAGAAUUUGAUGGAAUGGAAAUUGCGAUGGCGGAUAUAUAA